AUGGUAAGGAUUGAAAAAGAAGAAAAAUUUGACGAUCCUGUCAUGCUCGAUCAUUCAUGCCUUCCAGUAGAGCGUACGCGAGAUAAAGCGGAAAGACUUUGUUAUAAGAUGUUCGAACCCCAACGCAUCUUUAUUGCCGUCGAUCCAGUAUUGGCUCAGAACCGUCGACGAUAUAGAAACAAUGUCAUGGGGAGAGCCAUCAAAAAAACUAUUCAAGAAAUCGACAUGCUACAUGUACCAGACGAGUUUCUCUACUUCUCAGACGGCGCCCUUUUUUUACAACUACAAGAACAGGAUCUGCACAUUUACCUUUCCGAUGAGGUACCGCUUAUGUUCACCAUAACGCGCAAUAAGCGUGAACAAGAUUAUAUGGUGAUCUUCCAACAGUUGAGGGAAGUCUCGUACGUGCCAACGCGGAGUCAGAAGAAUUGCAACUCAGGUUUAUCGUUGACUUCGAGAUGGCAACAAUUAACGCAGCGCAACGAGUGUUCCCUCGCUUCUCCGUUGAGGGAUGUAGCUGGCAUCUCAGCCAAGCCUGGGUUAGAAAAAGAAAUAGCCUAGGA
Molecule: messenger RNA, 563 nt
Organism: Strongylus vulgaris
Lineage: Eukaryota; Metazoa; Nematoda; Chromadorea; Rhabditida; Strongylidae
Source: the annotation of a GenBank genome assembly